AUGGCUCCUACCGAGAAGAUGGAAGUCAAAAGGGCUGCGACCAACAGCGCGGCUGUCCCGGCCGACACUCCCAUCCCGACCGGCCCCUCUAAGGAGCGCCAUUUCGCCAGACUCAACAUCUUCAAGCAUCUCCGCAAGAGCAAGAAUCAUAGCUGCACAGUCAACGUUGACCGCCGCGAGAAGAAGCAGAGUUUCCGUCACCUCCGCAGAAACGCCAUCUCUGGACCCAGCACUGGCCCUCGUCCCGUCAUUGGAACAGACUGGUACGACGUUCCGUCCUCGAUGCUCACCGCCCAGGACAAGCUCCUCAUCGCGACCAACCGUAUUCCGAUGAUCGUUCACGCUGUCUUUAAGACCGGCUUCUCUUUCUCGAAAUUCGGUUUCAUGGAAGAGGAGGCCACAAUUGACAUCUGCCGCUACCUCGAGCUCGAGGGCAAGCUUUCCAACUUCCAAGGUGAUGGUAACCGCAUCGCCGACUUCAUGCGCAUGAUUCUUGACGAAUGCGAGCGAUUCAAGUACGGUUACGCCGACAAUUCCCUCUUCAAGGAGAUGCCAAAGCAGAGAGGCGUCAUGCCAGGCUUCUGGACGAACGUUGCCGCCGAGGUCUCCAUCAAGCAGACCAUUGCCAAGAGCAAGCCCGCCGAGACUUGGGCCGAUGAUAUGGUCAAGUGGACCACGAUUGAAGAGAUACUCGGCGCCUUCAUCGAUGCGCGCAAGAGUUACCUUGAAGAGAUGGCCAAGGAUGGCGGAGAUGAUACCAAUGGUGUUGACAGCGGCGAGGGUAGCGGUGCCAGUGUUCAGGAGGCUAGUUACACCAAGAAGAUCCUUGGCUUGAUCAAGGCUAUCGACAACUGGAUUGCUUUCAGCGAGGCGUAUCGCGCAAAGUGCGAGGCUAAGGAGCUCGCACUAGCCAUCGAUCGCUUCCAGAUGUAA
Molecule: messenger RNA, 933 nt
Organism: Colletotrichum godetiae
Lineage: Eukaryota; Fungi; Ascomycota; Sordariomycetes; Glomerellales; Glomerellaceae
Exons: 2
Coding region: 1-933 (310 amino acids)
Source: RefSeq, a predicted model, not a curated record